AAAAAUUUACUUCGCAAAUAAUAGUAUAGAUCUGAUUUUGUUAUGAACAAGACUAAAAUGGCACUCUAGACUUUUUUGAGCAAUUCUUUUUUCUGUAACACGAUUUUUUUGGGUAAUCCAUUAGAAGAAUAUAGGUGUUGAAUAUUUCAUCACCCAAUAUGUAUGAUGAAAUACAAAUGCAAGAGUGGAACACUAAUCACAUCUUAAACCUGACUAAAAACAUGAGCUCCUCAAGACCUCAACAAACAAAAACAUAAAAAGUACAAAAGAUGAGACACUCCAAAUGUACAUCGUGGAGGAACAAUCUCGGACUGUAUUAAUCCAGUCUAUAUGUGAGGAAUAUAGUAGGCAAUGGUGAUGUAAGCUCUGGAAAAAGGAGUUUGUUCGUACUUGAUGUAUCAUGAAGCAGAGAGUGAUUGGUACUCAAAUACCCUUGAUUGUGGUAGUCUCGGUCACUUAAGAAACGUAUACUCUUCCACAUGUAGUGAGGAGGUACGUGUUAUAGUAGCUCCAGCUGAAAGUUCUGACAAGUAACAAAAUAGUAUAAAAUAACCCUUAAUAAAAAUAAAGAUGCAGACGAGAUUCAGAGAAUGACCCAAUAAAAAAGGAAAUUUGGGCUAAAACUGUUCUGAUGAACGACCUAGAUUCUAACGCGUAAAAUAUGAUUCAGAGAUCCUUUGAUCUUGUUCUUGAAACACCCUUACUACUUUUCUAUAUAAUAUAUUAAAAACUGCAAAAAUAAAAGAAAAUCUGGAUAAUUUGGAUCUGAAUCUGAUGGGUAAUCCAAGCAUAAGAAUAGACAUCCAACUGCACGUCCCGAUCUAUGGAAUUGUUGUUUUGACAACGGAAAAAGGCUCCCUUAUGUAAAAGUAAAUAUCUGGCCAAUCAAGAAUUCGGAGAAGAUUGAAUUUUAUAGUUAUUCUCUGAAUGAUUGGAUACAGAAAACUCAGACACACAUGUCUGGAAAAAUGUGGCAUAAACAAAGAGUAGUGGGUAAAGCACCAAUCUCGCAGUGAAUUGGUGUAUGAUUUCCAUAUAAGUUUGACAUUCUCAAACUUUUUCUUUUGCUAGCUGGAACUCAGAAAGCAACCCGUAACAAAAAGUUCAAUACAUAUCAAAUCAAACCAAUAAAUGGGCAUAUAAUUAUUGAACUUAUCAAGAAUUGAACCUUUUUUAAUGUCUUAACAUAUUUGAUUCAGUGAUUUAUACGAGUCUAGGUAGGUUUAAUUUAUAUCAACCCACAAAUUUAUCAACAUUGCUCUACUUGAUAGAUGAUAGUUAUUACCAUCGAACUUGUAUUCAUUCUAAACCUCAUUUUUCUUUAGAAUAUAAUUUGUUCCCGGCCCUAAUCAGGGAUUUUAACCGAACCAUACUAACCUAACCAAAUCGAUAACUGGCACUGAAUCGAAGUGUCAAAUCUUUUAGUUUUAUUUAUAGUAUGUUUUGUGUGCUUCUCUGUGGAUAACUCAUUUGAAUACCAUAACAUAUAAGUAUGUCCAUAGCUCUGCUGAUAUUAUAUUUGUUUUUACCAUUUUGAAAAUUUGAUAGCUUUCGGCCUUCACCAUAACUAAAAACAUAACACUGAUCAAAAAGCAAACUAGGUUGUGGUCUAGUGGUAAGAGGAUUUUGGGUUGCUAAGCAAUCCAGGUUUGAAAGCAUCACAUUAUAUUUUAUUUUGUGGCCAUGUAGAUACGGAGUCAUACAUUAAACUUCAUUUGAAUAUUCGGAAAGAAAAUCUAUCUGUGGACUGCAUUUCUCCAAUUUAGUAUGGGUUUUUCUUUAGACUCCGGUUACCCCCAAGUUAAAAAUAAAACUAACUUACAAUGGCUUCCAUCUAGGAGAUAAUGCAUGCACAUAUAGCCUCAGUGUGAAAACCGGUUUAGAAUAUGAAUGUGUCUUUUUCGGUCUAUUAUCCACAAAGUUGCUUUCAAGUUUUUUUGACUUGACCCACUCUUUUUGAAUAUCAACAUGACAACUCACUUUCAGACACACAGGCACAACAAUCAAUCAACCUGUUUAUGAGUUAAUAAUAAAUAAAUUAAACGUUAACACAUGAUAAAUUCCUAUAUAUCUUUGUAUGCAUGUAGUGUACACACGUAUAGUAAGAUUCUAAGGAAACAGAGAAGACAACACAAAGAAAAUGAGAUCCUUUACUCAUAGUCGCGGUGGCUCCUCCCCCUUGUCUGCCUGUUUCCACCCUUCCACCGCCGCCGCUACCAACGAAGAUACAUCGUCUUCUCUUCCAUCACCAUCAGCUACAUCGUAUUUUCCCGGCGACCUCCUAAACCCAACCACCACUUGCACCUACCACACUAACGUCGGCGCUUUCUUCCUCUCAUGGUCUCAGUCCUUCCUACGCCGCUCUCUCCACCUCCAUUUCUACCACUGCAGCUCCGCAAAUUGCUAUCUCCACUCUCCAGAUUGCUACAGCCACUCGGUCCCAUUCACUUUCAGACUAGAGAUCAAGCCUCUGACCUUCUGGAGAAAACAUGGAUCCAAGAAGAUAUCUAGAAAGCCUGAUAUUCGAGUCACGUGGGAUUUGACUCAUGCAAGAUUUGGUUCAGGACCCGACCCGGUGUCAGGAUUUUACGUAGCCGUCCUUAUCUCCGGCAAGGUCGGUCUUCUGGUCGGAGAUUCUCUGAAACAGAGGCCCAAGAGACAAAUCUUGGUGUCGAGAGGUGAGAAUCUGUUUGGAAAUAGAGUGUACCAUACGAAAAUCAAGAUUAAAGGAAAAGUAAGAGAGAUCGGUAUAGAUGUUAAGGUUAAUGAUGAUGAUGCUAGUCUCCGGUUUAGCGUAGACAAUAAAAGUGUUUUGAAGAUUAAGCAGCUUCAGUGGAAAUUCAGAGGAAACGCUAAGGUCGUGAUCGAUGAUGUGACUAUACAGAUAUCAUGGGAUGUAUACAACUGGAUGUUUGUUGACAAGGAUAAAGCUAAUCUGGUUAAAGUCCCUGCCGUGUUCUUGCUUCGGUUUGAGAAUCAAGAAGUGGAAGGGAACGAUGUGUUGAUGAUGAAGAAGCGUGAGAGGGACUGCGUCGUCUUGGGGAAGGAGAACUCUCGAAUGCUGUCGUUUAGGGCGUCUUCGUAUGGUCACUGGUCUUCUUCGGUAAUGGAAUGGUCGACUUGUAAGGAGGAAGAUGAAAGGAGCUUUGGACAUAAGAGUUGGUUUUCUUUGGUUGUCUAUGCUUGGAGGAAGUAAAAUGAAUCUUGGCAAUAGUUUCUUGAAAUCCCACCAUGGCUACAAUAAGGAAACCCAAUAUAACAAAGAUUAGGUCAAAUCUUCUAGGGGUUUUUGCCAAAACUAACCCACAACUUGAUUUUAAUUCCAAACAUAUACCCAAACUUGAAUCAAAUGCAAAACUAACCUAAAAGCCUAGUGAAAUUACAGCUCAGCCCCUUGUGACCAAACAAAAAAACAGAAGCCAU
This is a messenger RNA of Brassica napus (rape), 3423 nucleotides long. RefSeq lists its product as uncharacterized. Bases 2141 to 3196 code for a protein of 351 amino acids. The transcript has a single exon. NCBI's taxonomy places the organism in Eukaryota, Viridiplantae, Streptophyta, Magnoliopsida, Brassicales, Brassicaceae. The record is from RefSeq and is a predicted model, not a curated record.